UCCCCUUCUCCACUUUCUUCCUACUCUCUCUAAGGCAACAUGAAUCGGCACUUUAGUUCCAGGUCUGGGUACCGGAGCGGAGGAGGCUUCAGCUCUGGCUCUGCCGGGGUAGUCAGCUUACAACGCAGGACCACUAGCAGCUCUGUGCGCCGCAGUGGAGGAGGUGGCGGGAGAUUUUCAGGAGGAGGAUGUGGUGGGGGAGGUGCUGGUGGUGGCUUUGGAAGUCGCAGUCUUGUUAACCUUGGUGGCAGUAAAAGUAUCUCCAUCAGUGUGGCUAGAGGAGGUGGACGUAGUGGUUUUGGUGGUGGUUAUGGCAGUUGUGGCUUUGGGGGUGGUGGCUUUGGUGGUGGUGGGUUUGGGGGUGGUUUUGGCAGUGGUGGUUUUGGUGGUGGCUUUGGCAGUAAAGGUGGUUUUGGUGGAGGUGGUUUUGGUGGAGGUAGUUUUGGGGGUGGUUUUGGGCCCGUCUGCCCCCCUGGUGGCAUACAAGAAGUCACCAUCAAUCAGAGCCUUCUGCAACCCCUCAAUGUGGAGAUUGACCCUGAGAUCCAAAAAGUAAAGUCUCAAGAAACAGAGCAAAUCAAGUCACUCAACAACCAAUUUGCCUCCUUCAUUGACAAGGUGAGGUUCCUGGAGCAGCAGAACCAGGUGCUGCAAACAAAAUGGGAGCUGCUGCAGCAGGUGGAUACCUCCACUAGGACCCACAACUUAGCCCCCUACUUUGAGUCAUACAUCAACAGUCUUAGACAGAAACUGGAUCAACUGAAGAGUGAUCGAUCUCGAAUGGAUUCGGAAUUGAAGAACAUGCAAGACCUAGUAGAAGACUACCGGAACAAGUAUGAAGACGAGAUCAACAAACGGACAAAUGCAGAGAAUGAAUUUGUGACCAUCAAGAAGGAUGUGGACAGUGCUUAUAUGACCAAGGUGGAUCUUCAGGCCAAAGUUGACAACUUGCGUCAGGAAAUUGAUUUCUUCACAGUACUCUACCAAAUGGAGCUGUCUCAGAUGCAGACUCAUAUCAGCGAAACCAAUGUCAUUCUCUCCAUGGACAAUAACCGCAACCUGAACCUGGACAGCAUCAUCGCGGAGGUCAAGAACCAGUACGAGGAGAUCGCCAAUAAGAGCAAGGCCGAGGCUGAGGCCCUGUACCAGAGCAAGUAUGAAGAGCUCCAGGUCACUGUUGGCAAACAUGGGGACAACUUGAAAAAUUCAAAAAUGGAGAUUUCUGAGCUGAAUCGGAUCAUCCAGAGACUUAGAUCUGAAAUCAACAGUGUAAAAAAGCAGAUCUCUGGGCUGCAGCAGUCUAUCAGUGAUGCUGAACAGCGUGGUGAGAAUGCCCUCAAAGAUGCCCAGGGCAAGCUGAAUGAGCUGGAGGAUGCCCUACAGAAGGCUAAGGAGGACAUGGCCCGGCUGCUGCGUGACUACCAGGAGCUGAUGAACACCAAGCUGGCCCUGGACGUGGAGAUCGCUACCUACAGGGCCCUCUUGGAAGGAGAGGAAAGCAGGAUGUCCGGAGAGUGUGCCCCGAACCUGGGAUGGGAGGUGACUGAGUGUCCCCUUGCAGCUGUGAGCACUAGCCACACCAGUAUCAGCGGCGGUGGUGGCCGCGGAGGCGGGGGUUUCAGCUCUGGCGGCGGCUAUGGCUCCGGAGGCGGCGGUGGAGGCUACGGCUCCGGAGGUGGCGGUGGAGGCUAUGGCUCCGGAGGUGGCGGUGGAGGCUAUGGCUCCGGAGGUGGCGGUGGAGGCUACGGCUCCUCCGGAGGUGGCAGCGGCAGCGGCAGCUACGGAGGCUCCGGAGGCGGCGGUGGAGGCAGCAGUGGGGGACACAGAGGCGGCUCUGGAGGCGGCGGCGGCAGCUCCGGGGGCCGGGGUUCCGGCAGUGGCGGGAGCUCUGGAGGUGGCUUCGGCUCCUCGGGAGGCUGGGGAUCCAGCUCUGGGGGCACGAAGACCUCUGGGGGCACGAAGACCUCUGGGGGUAGUUCCAGCGUGAAGUUUAUUUCUACCAGCUAUUCCCGAGGGGCCAGAUAAAGCGGUGUUCUCUAGCCUGUUAGCUCUGCUCUCCAUCACUCCCAAAUACGCUUGGCAAGAGCGAGGUCAGUGCCCCAGCCCUACUGAAGAAAAAGCUACUGGUUAGUUCCAUUGGUUCAUCAUGUCUCCCCAGCUCCUUCCUUUCUGCUCUGUUUCCCGAAGAAGUGUUUAAAUCAGUGGCAAGCUCAGACCCUGGCCGUGACCCUGCUUUGUGCUUUGUCCCAGAACCUGUUCAGUCAUCACCACUACACAAAUUACAUUUCAAAGAACCUCCUAAGUCAACCAGAGGCGGGCGGGCUGGUCAGACCCAAGGCUUCCUCCUGCGCGGAAGGCGCGUGCUCCGGGCAGCUCAGCACUUACGGCCCCAUCUCUUGCAGGAGCUCUGCGCUGCUUUGGUUUUGUACAUACGGUGUAAGCCAGUUGAUUGA
This is a messenger RNA of Molossus molossus (Pallas's mastiff bat), 2453 nucleotides long. It is a transcript of the gene KRT1, whose product is annotated as keratin 1. Gene Ontology annotation, molecular function: structural constituent of skin epidermis. NCBI's taxonomy places the organism in Eukaryota, Metazoa, Chordata, Mammalia, Chiroptera, Molossidae. Gene Ontology annotation, biological process: keratinization; intermediate filament organization. The record is from RefSeq and is a predicted model, not a curated record. The transcript is spliced from 9 exons. Bases 40 to 2025 code for a protein of 661 amino acids. Gene Ontology annotation, cellular component: keratin filament.